UUGGGCGUAGGCCUUCGGGUCGCCGCCGCCCUCCAGGCGUGGCGCCGGCUCGGACUCCGAGCGGCAGAGAGCCUCAUGCACAGCAGCCUCCGGACGCGGCCGCGCAGGACCGAAAGAGAACACCGUUCUUCCUGGCACGUGAGGAAGCAGAGUUUCUGUCUGUGUGGGAUGGUCCCUUCCGCAGCGGCACCGGGGAGCGGGGAAGGGUGUAGACCGCAGCACUGAGAGCAGCGUGCCAUCUGUCUGCAGGUGGUCAGGAUGGGCCCCAUGGGCAAACAGGGCCCGUCCUCCCUGCCGGUCCCCACGGGAGGCUCUUGCCUCCUGCUUCUCUUCUGCCUGCGGUUGGGCGCCUCUUGCCCGCAGAGCUGCCAGUGCCCUGACCAUGCCGGGGCCGUGGCCGUCCAUUGCAGCGGGAGGGGCCUGCAGGAGAUCCCCAAGGACAUCCCCACUGACGCUGUGCUCCUGAAGCUUGAUGCCAACAAGAUCGCCCGCAUCCCCAACGGAGCCUUCCAGCACCUGAACCAGCUGAGAGAGCUGGACUUGUCUCAGAACGCCAUCGAGACCAUCGGCCCCGCCGCCUUCUUGGGCCUGGCCGGGGGCCUGCGGCUGCUGGACCUGUCUCACAAUCACAUCCGCAGGAUUCCUAAGGACGCGCUGGGCAAGCUCAGCGCCAAGAUACGCCUGUCCCACAACCCCCUGCACUGCGAGUGCGCCCUGCAGGAGGCCCUGUGGGAGCUGAAGCUGGACCCUGACUCGGUGGACGAGAUCGCCUGCCACACCUCGGUGCGGGAGGAAUACGUGGGGAAGCCGCUGGUCCAGGCUCUCGACUCUGGCGCCAGCUUCUGCCGCGUCCGCCACAGGACCACCGACGUGGCCAUGCUGCUCACCAUGUUCGGCUGGUUCGCCAUGGUGAUCACCUACGUCGUGUACUACGUGCGCCAGAACCAGGAGGACGCCAGGAGGCACCUGGAGUACCUGAAGUCCCUGCCCAGCACUCCUGUGUCCAAGGACCCCAUCAGCCCUGCGCCCUAGUGCCCAAUGGCUCGAGCAGGCCGAGGCCCACCUGUCUCCCGUCACUCUUGUAGUAGAUGGUGACUGAGUCCCACCUUCGAUGUUCCCCCAGGGAGGGUGACACGGCUACUUCUGUCCAAUGUUUCACUCUGACAGAGCACUUCCCACAGGACACCUUCAGGUCAGGCAAUUCUACCAUCAGACCCAAUGACAGAUGGGGACACGGCUCAGAGAAAUGGAAGGUCGCGGACAGGAAGAGAUCCAGCUGGGAUGUAAAACCAGGCCGUCCAUCCUGAGACGUCCCUUCCGCACUGGGAGCCUGCCCCACGGGGCGCCCGCCUCUGAGCCCCCAGCAUUCAGAGAAGAAAGGGUGCGUGCCCAUGAGUGAGGCUCCCCGAGGAGGUUGGGUGCAUUUUGUUGGUUGUAGGCACAGGUCAUCCUGCCCCGUGGAACUGGCUUGCCUUUGCUUCCCCAGUAUUUCCUGAACACCUCUAACCACCGGGCUCUUUCCACAGCCAAGUGGUAGAGACCGGAUUUUUCUCGGGAGAUAAGUGGAACAUGUAACCUUUGAACAACUCUGUCAACUUUGUUUAUUCUCAGAAUGUUUGUUAAGAGUAACACUUGUACCAAAAUUUCAGUCCAGUGAGAAGGGAAAAAAAAAAAAUAACAACCCAAAACCAAAAAUAUUAAACCAUGGAGAGAAACCUGAGGAAGGUCCAUAGUAGCUCCUCAGGGGGCCAUGUUAGCAGCCAGAGAAGUGUGGCCGUUCCCCGAUUCCUGCUCCUGCGGCUGUGGCCCGCCCCAGGGAGCCUGUCAUCUUGGGUCGCUCCAUGCCUUGCUUUUCUACUCACUAAGCAGCUCCUUUGCAAUGGAUGGGAGGACCGACCUCUGUUUCAGGGCUGUUCAACAGGUUGCUUCGUUUCCUCCAGCGACAGGGACUCUCUCUCCCUUUCAGCUUUGCUGACAGGACUCUCAGUGCUACUUUACUGCUCAGUUUUCUUACCUAAUUCAUGUUCAGGGUAGACUUUACCUCCACCUGUGUAACCCUGAUCUGUCUUUGCAGUUUUAUUUUUCAUGGUCUUUUUGUAUGAGUGUUUAUAUUUUAAACUACUUCAAAUAUUUUGGGGGGAAGCAAGUUAGGGGUACAUUGCUCAUGGAUCUAAGGUGUAAAGGACAGAUGCCUAGAAAGGGUAAAAGUCGAGGGAGGUUUGUACUCGGAAAGUGUCAUGGGACUGGCAGUGGGACGCGUUGAUGCCGCGCGUCAUGAUUUUUCAGUUGUGCGUUAAAAAACAACCAACAGAUGCAGCUACCCUCCCACACCCCAGCGCCGUGCCUGCGGUCACCGGGGGCACAGCACGCACAGUGUGAACCGGGGGCUCUGUGCUCUGAGUGUGGGGUGGGCCCUUUUCUGCCCACCGCCCAGACCAGGGUGCAGGAGUGGGGGGCAGGGCUCAGAUGAGGCUGCGAAUGGUGCCGGGGUCCUCAGGAAACCAACGGCCCACCCACCCUUCCAGUGGGAGCUAAAAAAGCCAGGCAGGCAGCCUGGGUGCCGGUCCACCCAUGGGACAAACAGCAUGGGAGCAGGUACGUGUGGCCGCCGGCUGACCAGCAGGACACGGGCUCUGUGGGUGAAUUGGGUCCCCCUUCCCCAUGCAUCCCGGGGAGCACACAGUGGGGAGAGGGGUCCCGCCGCACAAGGAGCCGUCGCCUGGCGGGUUUGCCUGAUGGACGUGACCCUGAGUCCCUGGGUCAGGGGAAGAGAGCAGACUGAGGCCUGGAUGGAGGUGGGGGCAGAUGUCAGGGUCUUGCCGUUGCGGCUCGUGUCCCAUAGGUGCCAGCCAGCCUGGGCACUUUGGGGGGCCCUUUCCUUGCUGCCAGGGAACUCUUCAUUUGCUCUUACACAGAGCCAGCCCAGAGCCUGAUGCCAGCCAGAUGCUCUUCUGGGGGCGCACGGGGAGUGAGUGGGGCUUCUUUCCCCCCAGCCUUUGCUGGUACCCAGUGCCCAGCCAGCCUUCCCUCUGGUGUGGGCCUGCUGGGCUCCUGUUCUGCCCUGCUGGGAAGAGGAAGUGGGCCCAGGAGCCCAGAGCACACCCGAGGGCCCACCCCCUCUCAUCCCGGGUCCAGAGUCAGGGCGCUGCCGGGCCCCCUGGCCUUUCUGGCCUCCUCGCCCCCAUGGGGUCUCCCCGGAGAGCGUACCUCCCUCCCAAGACCAGCAGGACCAGGAAGCUCCUUCCUGCUCAUGGCAGCUCCCAGCCCUGGUGUCUGGGAGCCCAGCCCUCCCCUUGCCCUUUUCCCCCUCCUCCUUUCCUCUGCCUUCCUCUCCCCUCCCCUAAGGGACUGCCAGGGCCCACCCGGUUCCUUGCUACCCUGUGGGAGUGCAGACGCCCAGCCCCAGCCCCAUGGGCCCUCGGGCUGACCCUCCACCUCCAGCCCAGCACCAAUGGGCCGGCAUGAGCCGGCAUCUGCUGUCAUCUAGUUUUGUGGAGGCCGGGGUCAAGCCGGGCCCAUAGAGGGGACCCGUGUUGACAGUGGUGGGGACACAGCACAGGGGGUGCCUCAGUCGGGGGGCAGUGGGCGGCGCCUUUGUGGGACAUAGGUGGCCCCUGGCUGUCAUCGCAGUCCAGGUGAGAGGCCUCAAAGAGCUUCAUGCGCACAGCCCCGCUUCUGCAAAGCGCCUCCUGCCUGUGGAGGUAGCACUUCACAGGGUCUGGGGGUCAGGGUGGGAUGACUUUGGGGCUCCUUAUGGGUCAGAGGGGCGGAGUGAGUGGACCGUCCUGACAGCCACCCAGCUGGGCCUCUCAUCCUUCCCAUGGGGGCCAGAGGGGAGGGGAGGGGCAGUGAGGGGCUCAUAGGCCACUCGGGAGCCUGGUCCCCCUGCCCAGCCGCUCUGGGCCGGCGUGAGACUGCUUGCUCUCGGUCCCUGGCCUCACCAUGGACGGUCCCCUUGGAAACCAGAGCCCCACCCCCGAUCCUGACCCUAGGAGGGGACAUCCCACAUUCACAGCCUCCUGACACCCCACCUCCCUUCCUCUUUGGACUUUGGGGCCCCCGGACACCCACAGUUGCUCCCUUGGGUGGUCCAGCAUUGGGGGAUGAGCAGGCAUACUGCUGAGCCCCCAGCAGAGCCAUCCUGAGACACAGAGGCUGUCCCUGGUGGGCUGGGCUCCCAGCUCUGCUCCAGAAGCACCCCAGGCCCCUCCUCGAGGCCGGCUGCAAGGCUGUAGGAGGGCCUCGAGGCUGGGGCUGGGAGGAUGCCUGAAAUGGUUCCUCUCUGGGAAGGGCCCCAGUGCUGGAACCAGGGACUGCCCCCCACCUCGGGGACCCAGUCCCUCAGUCCCCCUGCAGGGAGGGUGGAUGACAGUUUUAAAUUGGACGCGGGACUGGCGUUAAACCUGGUUGUGUUUUUCUUAAAGGAAAGUUGCUCCAGGGAGGAGGUGGGGCGGAGGGGAAGGGAUAAAGGCAGGGGGCUGGACAGCCCUGUGCCGGGUGCUUCCCAGCCUCCCUUGCAGCCCGCUGUCCAAGAUGCGUUUGCACGAGACUUGGGUCCUGGACUAAGUUCCCUGGGGAGGACGCACUGCAGACUGUGGAGGAGAUGGAAUGUUCUGGACUCGUGGCAGCUCCCCCCCACCCCAUGGCAGGAGCCUGGGGCAGUUUCUGGAGUCGCCUUUCCUGGAGGCUUGGCCCCAAACCCCAUUCUACUGUCCUCCCCACCUACCGACUGCAAA
Messenger RNA from Delphinapterus leucas (beluga whale), 4736 nucleotides. It is a transcript of the gene LRRC3, whose product is annotated as leucine rich repeat containing 3. Gene Ontology annotation, molecular function: protein binding. The record is from RefSeq and is a predicted model, not a curated record. Lineage: Eukaryota; Metazoa; Chordata; Mammalia; Artiodactyla; Monodontidae.